Macroventuria anomochaeta is the source of this 656-nucleotide messenger RNA. RefSeq lists its product as uncharacterized. Bases 234 to 542 code for a protein of 102 amino acids. Lineage: Eukaryota; Fungi; Ascomycota; Dothideomycetes; Pleosporales; Didymellaceae. The record is from RefSeq and is a predicted model, not a curated record. The transcript is spliced from 2 exons.
CACCAUUUGAACAUAUCGAACAGAACUGUGACGCGCUCCCACUGUGGUGCCAUUGGCCUGGAACCGAGUAAUAUCACCUGCAGCUCCCAAGCUCCAAGACUCUGACGUCCACAUCCUCAGCUCAUAUUCUGCCCUUACUCAUCACACCAUUGCAUUCCUAGCAUUCGAGCCAGAGCUCUCACACCACACCACACGCCCCAACGACACACCCCAACCAUACAUCACAGCACACAAUGUCUCCCCUCUCAGUACCCAAGAUCUUCAUGGCUGGCGGUGCCGUCGGCUUCGGUUACUACCUGUACAUGCGCCAAUACUGGUUCCCCAACCCCUACAAGACACAGGGCGUCGAGAACAUUGAGAAUCGCUUCUCCUCUGGUGGAGGCCACCCCACACAUGCGCCUGCUCAGGCUAGCCAACGAGGUACAGCAUCAGACAACGAGGGCAGGAAAGAGGGUGGCAGCAACAAGGGCCCCGACUCGGAGCACUUCAAGGGCAACCACUCGCCCCAGCAGAGCGAGGCAAGCACCAAACGAGCAUGGUGAAGUUCAAUUGCUGACAACAUGCAGCCUGUCUGGCCGGCUAAGUUCUACGAGCAGCAGCUCAACAAUCCCAAGGGCAAAUAAGCAGCUCGUCUCAGCCAUUGAGCGCGCACGUAC